Molecule: messenger RNA, 871 nt
Organism: Gracilinanus agilis (Agile Gracile Mouse Opossum)
Lineage: Eukaryota; Metazoa; Chordata; Mammalia; Didelphimorphia; Didelphidae
Gene: ZFAND1
Product: zinc finger AN1-type containing 1
Exons: 8
Coding region: 1-807 (268 amino acids)
Biological process (GO): cytoplasmic stress granule disassembly
Cellular component (GO): cytoplasm; cytoplasmic stress granule
Molecular function (GO): zinc ion binding
Source: RefSeq, a predicted model, not a curated record
AUGGCCGAGUUAGACAUCGGACAGCAUUGCCAGGUGGAGCACUGCCGGCAGAAAGAUUUUCUUCCAUUUGUAUGUGAUGGCUGUUCAGGAAUAUUCUGCCUUGAGCACAGAAGCAGGGAGUCUCAUGGCUGUUCUGAGGUGAACAUAAAAAAUGAAAGAUUGAAGACUGAUGACCAUUCAUCUUACCCAUGUUCAUAUAAGGACUGCAGUGGAAGAGAGCUUGUGCCAGUGUUAUGUCCCUUCUGUGAGAAGAAUUUUUGCCUGAGACACCGGCACCAGUCAGACCAUGAAUGUGAAAAGCUGGAAGCUCCUCAGGCUCGAAUGACUGCCACGCAGCAGCUUGUUAAAGAGAUCAUAGAUUCCAAGAAAGGAGCAGCAAUAAACAAAGGACGUAGAGGUGCAAAGAACAGUGAAACUGCAGCAAAAGUUGCACUAAUGAAAUUAAAAAUGCAUGCUGAUGGUGAUAAAUCUCUGCCACAGACAGAAAGAAUAUACUUUCAGGUAUUCUUACCUAAAGGGAACAAGGAGAAAAGCAAGCCCAUGUUCUUUUGUUGUAAAUGGAGUAUUGGCAAGGUGGUGGAUUUUGCAGCUUCAUUAGCCAACCUUAAAAAUGAGAACAACAAGGCAAUGGCCAAGAAAUUAAGAUUGUGUAAUAUUGCAACAGGAGAAGCCUUACCUCCAGAUCAGACUUUGGAUACAUGGAUUGCUAAAGAAGAUUGCCCUUUAUAUAAUGGUGGAAAUAUUAUCUUAGAAUAUCUUGAUAAUGAAGAGCAAUUUUUGGAAAAUGCAGAUUCUUACUUAAAAUAACCUUUCAAGGAUAGCCCUCAAUCAUUAGGCCAACAAUACAUUUUAAAGUUAACAAGUUAACUUA